AUUCUGUAGCUGAUUCUGUAAACGUUGAUGGAGUGGCAGGUCUACCUAUCACACUGCCCUGCCGCUACAACGGAGCUAUCACAUCCAUGUGCUGGAAUAGAGGCACAUGUUCUGCUUUCUCAUGCCCAGAUGGCAUUGUCUGGACCAAUGGAACCCACGUCACCUAUCGGAAGGAGACACGCUAUAAGCUAUUGGGGAACCUUUCACGCAGGGAUGUCUCUUUGACUAUAGCAAAUACAGCUGUGUCUGACAGUGGCAUAUAUUGUUGCCGUGUUCAGCACAGUGGGUGGUUCAAUGACAUGAAAAUCACCAUAUCAUUGAAGAUUGGGCCACCCAGGGUCACAACUACUCCAAUUGUCAGAACUGUUCGAACAAGCACCACUGUUCCAACGACAACGACCCUUCCAACAACAACAACUCUUCCAACGACAACGACCCUUCCAACGACAACAACUCUUCCAACGACAACGACUCUUCCAACGACAACCCUUCCAAUGACGACUCUUCCAAUGACAACGACUCUUCCAAUGACAACGACCCUUCCAACGACAACAACUCUUCCAACGACAACAACUCUUCCAACGACAACAACUCUUCCAACGACAACAACUCUGCCAACGACAACAACUCUUCCAACGACAACGACCCUUCCAACGACAAUGACUCUUCCAACGACAACGACCCUUCCAACGACAACGACUCUUCCAAUGACAACAACUCUUCCAACGACAACAACUCUGCCAACGACAACAAUGGUCUCUACCUUUGUUCCUCCAACGCCAUUGCCCACGCAGAACCAUGAACCAGUAGCCACUUCACCAUCUUCACCUCAGCCAGCAGAAACCCACCCUAUGACACUGCUGGGAGCAACAAGGACACAACCCACCAGCUCACCAUUGUACUCUUAUACAACAGAUGGGAGUGACACCGUGACAGAGUCUUCAGAUGGCCUUUGGAAUAACAAUCAAACUCAAUUGUCCCCAGAACAUAGUCCACAGAUGGUCAACACCACUGAAGGAAUCUAUGCUGGAGUCUGUAUUUCUGUCUUGGUGCUUCUUGCUGUUUUGGGUGUCGUCAUUGCCAAAAAGUAUUUCUUCAAAAAGGAGAUUCAACAACUAAGGUAAGCUUGA
This is a messenger RNA of Macaca mulatta (Rhesus monkey), 1130 nucleotides long. Lineage: Eukaryota; Metazoa; Chordata; Mammalia; Primates; Cercopithecidae. The record is from RefSeq and is a predicted model, not a curated record.